Messenger RNA from Pogonomyrmex barbatus (red harvester ant), 1581 nucleotides. RefSeq lists its product as uncharacterized. NCBI's taxonomy places the organism in Eukaryota, Metazoa, Arthropoda, Insecta, Hymenoptera, Formicidae. Gene Ontology annotation, biological process: proteolysis. Gene Ontology annotation, molecular function: serine-type endopeptidase activity. The record is from RefSeq and is a predicted model, not a curated record.
AUGUUGAGAUCAUUUCCUUCUGCCACAAAUAAUAAAAAUCCAUCUCCAAAUAGUGUUACAAAUAGUAGAAAUCCAUUCUUAUCGAAUACUGUCAUAAAACCAGAUAAACAAAAUUCAUAUUUUUCAAAUAUUGCCAUAAGUGGUGGAAAUCCAUUUUUGUCAAAUAGUGUCACAAAUAAUCAAAAACCACUUUCACCAAGCAGUGGCACAAGUGGAAAUCCAUUUUUGUCAAGUGUCAAUAAGCCAGUCUCACCAAGCUUUUCAAAUAGUGGAGACUUAUACAUCAACAAUCCCUUCUUGCAUCCCACCGACACAAGAUUUAAUGCAGAUGGUCCAUCAAAGCCUGCCUCACCAAGACUUCCCCCAAGACCACUUACUACACUAGAGCCAUCACCUACUACUACACCAAGACCACCACCUAUUACUCCAAGGCCACCACCUACUACUCCAAGGCCACCACCUACUACCCCAAGGCCACCACCUACUACCCCAAGGCCACCACCUACUACCCCAAGGCCACCACCUACUACCCCAAGGCCACCACCUACUACACCAAGACCAUCACCUACUACAUCAAGGCUAUCACCUAGUACACCAAGACUAUCACAACCACCACCUAAUAUACCAGUAUCAACUCCUCAAGUUCAGCCUUCAGUUACAAGUAUAUCAUUGGAGGAACUAAUACCCAUUAAAAUCACUGGUCCAGUAAAAACGAAAUCAGAACUGAAAUGCGAUGAAUAUGCUGGAGAGAUUUCGGGUGUAACUGAGAUACAAUCUUUAACCGGUUCAUCAUCGGGCGUGUUCAGAGUGAACAAUGCCUGUCAGGAUUCAAAUCAUCUGGUGAUUGGUGGCGUCGAUGCUCAACCCGGCGAGUUUCCUCAUAUGGCCGCUCUGGGCAGACUAUUUGGACAGACUUUUUCUUAUAUGUGUGGCGGGACGUUAAUUUCACAUACCUGGGUACUUUCCGCUGCGCAUUGUACUUAUGGACCAAACGGUGAUCCGACUAACGUUCGAAUAGGCUUCUACGAAUUGACGAAUCAAGCUGGCAUAAUGAUUGCCAUCAGUGAUAUGAUAAGACAUCCGGAGUACCUUCCACCUGAGCUAUAUGCAGAUAUAGCUUUGAUAUUGCUUGAGAGUCCCGUUACAUUUAGCCUAGCGAUAAGACCUGCAUGUCUCUAUCAGCGAUAUGAUUUCGUGCCCAAGAAUGCCUGGGUCAGCGGCUGGGGUGCCACCGAAUUUGCUGGAGAUGCAAGCAAUCGACUGCAAAAAGCUCAACUGACUCUAAUAAGCAAUGUGAAAUGUUCGGAAAAGCACAACACUUCUAUAGAAGUUCCGCAUGGUAUCUCAACGAAUAUGAUUUGUGCCGGUGAUGUUCGCGGCAAUCGGAGCAGUGAUACCUGCGAGGGAGAUUCCGGUGGUCCUCUACAAAUCAUUCAUCCUCAAAAUGAUUGCCUUUUUCAAGUGAUUGGUAUCACCAGCUUCGGUCAAGCCUGCGGGAUAGGUGACACGCCUGGUGUCUAUACUAAAGUAUCCCCUUAUCUUUCAUGGAUUGAAAGUUACGUUUGGCCGGAAGGACAAUAA